Fusarium oxysporum Fo47 is the source of this 988-nucleotide messenger RNA. Its product is annotated as GATA-type transcription factor. Gene Ontology annotation, biological process: regulation of DNA-templated transcription. The coding region runs from base 56 to 679 and encodes 207 amino acids. The record is from RefSeq and is a predicted model, not a curated record. The transcript has 2 exons. NCBI's taxonomy places the organism in Eukaryota, Fungi, Ascomycota, Sordariomycetes, Hypocreales, Nectriaceae. Gene Ontology annotation, molecular function: zinc ion binding; sequence-specific DNA binding.
AAAAAAGUCUCCCUUUGGGGCCGUAAAGGCUGUGGACCAGAUUAAAAAUACCACAAUGUCCUGCCCUCUGCAUAACUCUCUCAUUCCUGUAACAACUCUUACGACCAAGCAGGACAAUUUCCAAUUCGAUCCCGAGCGUUUCGGCCGGCCGCUUUGCGAAGUCCCCUUAUUCCAGACCGCGACGAUCCCGUCCACGCUCGCUAAGGAUCGAAAAGCUUUCAAGCCAAGGUUUAAGAUCAUGCCAUGCCAAUAUGCGCGUAGUAUUGAAACCGCAGAGCCAGAGCUUAUAGAGCCGCCGCGGAAGAGCAGCUCCAAGCGGAAGUACAAGAGUCCCGAGGGUUGGCGGAGUAAGCACAAGCACCACUCCACCACACGCCGAUCGCCGUCGCGACAGGCUACUAUUUCUUGUCCCUGCGCGCGGGAACACAAAGCACCCAAGGCGUCGGAUCAUACAAGGUCUUGCGAGUUCUGUCAUGUAACCGAGACGCCGAAAUGGAGGUCUGGACCAUCAGGACGUCGUACCCUCUGCAACGUCUGUGGAUUGCUGUACGCUAAGAGGGAGGAAAAGGCCCGGUCGUUCUUAUUAGAGAGGGAGUUUGGAUGCGACUCUGUUUCUGACGCAUCGUCGUGGUCUACAAAGGUCUCAACGGAGGAUUCUCAUUCAGCAGGACUGCGAUGACCAUUCAACCUCAUAUCCUCUUAUACCCUGCCAAGCGGCCCCCAAUGAUACCUCACUGCCCCUCACUCUUGGCAGGUGCAUUUGCAAAGGCACGGCAUGCAUGGGCAGGAGAGGAAACAUUCACAUUUUUUUAUUGCAGCGUUCGAGCGUCAUAAUCAUGAAAGAAACUGAUGGCGCAUUGGAGAUCAGGAAACCAGGCAACAUAUCAGGAGUGUUCGGAGCAAAUAAAGUUUAAAGAAAAUACUAAACCCAUUUCAGCAAUUUUUUCCGGUAAUAGCAGAAGAGGAGCGUUGUCAAGAUAAUAAUUGC